CAUGUUACGCAGCAGCUUCUACGACCGACAGACAUGGGGGGUGCGGGAACGCGCCGCAGUGGUGGGGGGCGCGCUCUCGGCACGGGGCCGCGCACCCGCCGCCUUGCUCGUUGUUUUCAUGAAUGAAAUCCAAUCGGGCGGAUAUAAAUAGAUCAGGGACGCUGACGUCACGAGGAGAGCUGCUGCUGCUGGUGCUGGAGAUCAGGUUGCCUCAGUCAGUCAGCCUAGCGCUUAUCAAUCUACCAAUUCACGUUUUUUUUUCCUCUCGCUCCAAAAACGUAUGCGGGAGGGCGGGGAUUAAAAAAAAAAAAGAGGGUGGAGAUGUCGAGAAGGGUACAAAUCGCCCCUUAAGAUGGUUAGGGGUAGAGACUGUCACCGCAAGGAGAGGAGACAAUGAGAUCGCGCUAUGGUGUUCUGCAAACUUGUGCCUAGUCUUAUUAUCCCUGCUGCACCUCCAUCCGUGCAGGAGAACAAUAGCUGAGCCGGGGCUCAGGGAUAACGGUGAUCUCGGGAGGAGAACACACAGGUCUGCAUAAAUGGACACUGACAUGGACUACGAAAGGCCCAAUGUGGAAACCAUCAAGUGUGUGGUUGUGGGAGACAAUGCAGUGGGCAAGACGCGACUUAUCUGCGCAAGGGCAUGUAACACCACCUUAACUCAGUACCAGCUGCUAGCCACCCACGUACCAACAGUGUGGGCAAUAGAUCAGUAUCGUGUGUGCCAAGAGGUCCUUGAGCGCUCCCGGGAUGUUGUGGAUGAAGUAAGCGUGUCUCUCAGGCUGUGGGACACCUUUGGUGACCAUCACAAGGACAGACGUUUUGCCUAUGGAAGAUCCGAUGUGGUUGUGCUGUGUUUCUCAAUUGCAAAUCCCAACUCGUUAAAUCAUGUGAAAACCAUGUGGGCUCAGGAAAUCAAACAUUUCUGCCCCCGGACACCUGUCAUUCUUGUUGGCUGCCAGCUGGACCUGCGUUAUGCCGACCUUGAAGCUGUUAACAGGGCAAGGCGCCCGUUAGCCAGGCCAAUAAAAAGAGGAGACAUCCUGCCGCCAGAAAGAGGAAGAGAAGUUGCCAAGGAACUUGGCAUCCCGUAUUAUGAAACCAGUGUUUUUGACCAGUUUGGGAUAAAGGAUGUUUUUGACAAUGCAAUCAGGGCAGCUUUGAUAUCCAGGAGACACCUCCAGUUUUGGAAGUCACAUCUGAAGAAAGUUCAGAGACCUUUAUUACAAGCUCCAUUCCUUCCCCCUAAAUCACCGCCGCCAGUCAUAAAAAUACCUGAGUCCAGCAAAUCUAACAUGAAUGAUGCUGGAGAUUUGCUGGACAAUCCUUUGUGUGCAGAUGUCAUGUUCGUCCUUCAGGAUCAAAAACGGAUCUUUGCUCAUAAGAUUUACCUUGCUACCUCCUCCUCAAAAUUUUAUGACCUUUUUUUAAUGGAACAUGAAGAGCCGCUAAAUCCUGUGGAUUGGUAUUGCAAGAAGGAGAAGCCUACAAAGGAUUUGUUAAUGAGGACAUUAAGCCUUGAUACAGAAGAGGACACAGAUGGGGCUUCCUUGAAAUCAUCAGAUGCCUGCCUUCGGAUAUCUAGAAGCGAUGAUACCUUACUAACUACAGACUGUGAUGAGGAAGGUAGUGUUGCUUUAUUGUCUUGGAGCAAAGGCUUUCAUAGUAUGCACCAAGAAAUGACGUUCAAUCCGAUUUCUGACAGGACUUGUUCAAUGACUGUGGUCCGAAUGGAUUCCUCUAUUCAGUAUGGGCCUUUUAAAACGGUGUUACAGUUUCUGUAUACGGGAAAGUUAGAUGAGAAUGAAAAGGGUUUGAUGCGGGUGGCGCAGAUUGCAGAAAUCCUGGAAGUAUUUGAUUUGCGGAUGAUGGUAGAAAACAUUACAAACAAAGAAGCCUUUAUGAACCAGGAGAUCACAAAAGCAUUCCAUGUCAGGAAAUCAAAUCGAAUCAAGGAAUGUCUUUCCAAAUCCACAUUUUCUGAUGUGACAUUUAAAUUGGAUGAUGGAGACAUCCAUGCGCAUAAGCCGCUUCUUAUCUGUAGCUGUGAAUGGAUGUCUGCUAUGUUUGGAGGAUCAUUUGUGGAAAGUGCAAAUAAUGAGGUCAUACUUCCCAAUGUAAGCAGAUCUUCAAUGCAAGCUGUGUUAGACUAUCUAUACACCAAGCAGUUAUCGUGUACGUCAGAGUUAGACCCAGUGGAGCUGAUUGCACUGGCAAAUAGGAUCUGCCUCCCACAUCUGGUUGCUCUCACUGAACAGCAUGCUGUGCAAGAGCUGACCAAAGCCGCAGUGAAUGGGGUGGAUAUUGAUCAAGAAGUGCUGACAUACCUAGAACUUGCUCAGUUUCACAAUGCCCAUCAGCUGGCUGCCUGGUGCCUGCAUCACAUCAGUACAAAUUACAACAGCGUCUGUUCCAAAUUCCGAAAAGAUAUUAAAGCAAAGUCUGCUGAAAACCAGGAAUACUUUGAAAGACACCGUUGGCCACCAGUUUGGUACCUAAAAGAAGAGGACCAUUACCAGCGGGUGAAGAAAGAGCGGGAGAAAGAGGACCAUGUUCUCAAUAAACAUCGAUCAAAACGCAAGUGGUGCUUCUGGAGUUCCUCGUCAGCGGCCUUUGCUUAAGCAAUGACUUAACUGCACACUUGAAAACACUUGUAAAUUAAUAUUGUCUUAAUGUUAAAACAAGCUGUACAGUAAGUUACCUUUUGAAGCACUGAUUUGAAUCCACAUGUGUGCAUUUAUUGUUUUUUUAUAAGAUCAAAGCACAAUUUCUCAAGCAGGUCAAAAAUAAUAAAAUAAUACAAGCUUGUUACCUUCAGCUGGAGGUCCAUGUAGACCCUCAUGUGUCACAGAUAAGGUGUAAUGCAUUAACAAAAUGGUUUUUAUAACAACCUUUGACAACAUAACGUAUAUUAGAUAUUCAUGGCACUAAAUAUAAAUACAGGGAUCUAUCUAGAGCAAAAACUCUCGGGUGAGAAUAAGCCAAUACAUGGACAGGUGCUCGCACGUAAUAUUAUGUUGUAGAGCGCAGUCUAUCUCUUCUGCUCGUACUGUGUUUUUGAACGUUAGAAUCAAAGUUGUGUAGCAUCCAGAAUAGUGUGUCAAGCUAACCUCAGUGUUUGGAAAGCUUGACAAUCAUGCUUAAAACUGUGUGUUCUUCAGUUACUAAGCUCCUGGAAAUCGGAAAAUAUUCAGAUUCAAGUUUUUUCUGUUUUUUUUUUUUUGUUUUUUUUUUAUUACUAUUGUGCACGUUCUUUAUAAUCGGCAGAUAAAGCAAUGCAGAAGCCAGACCCUGCUUGUGCCACUCUUAAUGAGAGUUUGCCAGUUCAGUCCUUGAGAGCCAGUGGCCCAUUGCGGUGUUAUCAUUAUGGAAAUUAAUCUGCUGUAAGAUUUAUUUUUUUAGGUAUACCUUGUUUUUUAAAACUGUUCCCAGUGUAUAGAUCUCAAGGAUUUGGGAAAGUGCAGUUUGGCCUGUAUAAGGAAGCUACGUUUCCCGGUUUUUCUGCUUGCUUGUUUACUAAAAAUAAAAAAUUAUCUGAUCAGAAAUCUGUUAUAUCUAGCAAAAAAAAAUAUUCCUAACUAAAAAAUUAUUAUAUUCAUUUAAUAGUCUUUAGCCCGCCAAAAGAAAAAAAAUUAACUUACAAGACAUUACAACCCAGCAGUGAUCUGACUCCCAACUUUACUGGGAACUAAUUUUCUUUCAGUCUUACUUUCUUGUAUGUGAAAUGCCUAUGCUAGAUUAGAAUCUACACUAUAGAAGGGCUUUAUUUACAGGGAUAUUCAGGGUAAACAAAAGACCCUACUUGCAAGAAUUUUUUUUUUUUUUUUUUUUUUACUACCUUUAUGAUCUAAAAUAUGUAUUUAUGUUGUAUCAUUCAUUCAUUACACAGUGGUCUUCCACCUUUAAUGUGGUGAAGUGAUUGUUUAAUGUGAACCUGUACAGAUUACAAAAGGACUGCAUAAGAUAUACUGUGAACAUUGGAAAGAGUGCUGUUUUUUUUGCAGUUGAACUACUCUUUGGUUGUGUAUAUUCCUGUCCACUGUAUCCUGUUUUUUUGUUUUUGUUGUAUUGUUUUUCUGGUCAGUCCUGGCAGAUGAAUGUAGGGACUUCUAUCUUACGUAGAAUAUUAUGGCCUUGUCCAGAUAUACUAUAGUAGACUCAUCACCUCAGCCCUGCAGUGAAGGCAGCCGUUUUGUGAGCUGAAGCAAUAUGCAUGAGAAUAAAACCUGUCAAUUCACUAGGAACAUCUCAGUGAUAACACUAAUUCCUAGAUAAUACAUAGACAGAAUAUUAGUCCAGCUUACAACAUUACUGUCUCCACAGUGUGCAUAUCCAGAAAAACCCAGACAGGCCGUAGCGCUGGGAUCUUUGUUUCAUGUAACCCAUUAUUAUUUUUAGGUUCAAUUUAAACCUGCGUUCCAGGUAAAAUUGCAGGCUCCCUUGUGUGCUGUAGCUCAGUGGAUAUUGCAUUUCAUUAAUAUGCUGUCUAGGAUGAGCAUAUGUACCUUCUCUUUGUUAUGUAUUGAGUAUUCUUGUAUCAGUAUUUCUUUAUCUUCUUGUUCUUCACAUGUGUUUUUUGUGAGUUUUCAGUGUUAAUUACAAAAAAAAAGAAAACAAUUUACAUAUCGUUAAAAGUAGGAUAUAAGCUGUUUCUGGGCCAAUCUAUCACUACGUAUUUUAGCAGAUAUAUAGGGGGAGGUUUAUCAAACAUUCUAAAGCGGACAAGUGGAAAGGUUCUCCCUAGCAACCAAUCAAAUUCCAGCUAACAUUUAUCGAAUACAGGCUAUAAAAUUAUACAGUUUCCUAUUGGGUUUAAUGUGACAUAAUUAUUAUAAAGUAGGAAAUAAAAAUGAAUGUGACAUAACUACAUAGUUAAUAUAAAACAGGAAAGACAUAUCUUGUUUACGGAAUCCUUAUGUAUAGUCUGAUGUAUCUCAAACAAAACUUAAAUAAAAGAGGACACAGUUGUCGAGUAGUAUAACAUGAGAAUAUUAAGCUUAAGCAGGACUAAGGGAGCACAUAUGGUAAUGUGUCUAUGUAAUUGCUCUCAUAUAAUACCACUGUUAGAACUCUCUCAUAUUGUACUUACCUAACAUAAGUACAAGCAAGUGAUCACAUACAGGAAGUUUAGCAUAGGAAAGUCCUGUACCUCCGUAAACGUACUGGUAAUAUUAAAUAUCUUCCUGAACGUUUACAUAUGUUAGUAAAUGUUAUACGUACUUAUCCAUACAAAGUAUUUUGUUCUAGGCUUGGUGGCCUUUUUAAAUGAAAUGAUUGUUCUAAGGCUGCUCGUGCUCUUUUAUGACUAAAAACACAAUUCAGUUUUUUCAUUUUGUUUUUUUUUAAUCCGGUUUAAAAAAUAUUUUUCUAAACUAGAACCGUUAAUCUGCCUUUUAAAUUCGUAAUACUUGUAUAAGGCAGUAAAAGGGAUAAAAAACUGAAACCAGUGGCUAUGUUUGCUUGCAGAUUAGCAGCUAGCAUUGCAUUUAGGUGCAAACUGCACAUUAAACUACAACAGGCAGUUUCUUUGAUAAUUUAGCUUUCAUUAGGCAGAUAAAAGGUACAGAUUAAAAUUCUUACAUUUUUUUAGGUGUUAUUUAUAGACCUUUUAAAGUGCACAAGUACUUAUGUGAGGAGAUUUGGUCUGUUUGGUGGGGUUAAAGGACUAAGUACUCCAGUAUGCUAAAGUCUAAUCUCUAGACACAGAUGCAGGUGAAGAACAAGAGAGGAAAAGUAUUUGGGGACUAGGCUUAAUAAGAUUUUUUUUUUUUUUUUUUUUUUUUUUUUUUUUUGCUGAACCCCAGAGUUAUGAAAGCCAUAUACCUUUUAAUGAAAUUGUGGUUCAUAACUGGGUUCAUCAUUGACACGGCCACUUUUACAUUUAGCAUUGCUGAUACAGGUGCUAUUAAAAUGGGAUAACCCUAUUAAAACAUAUACCAGCAAAAAUAACACAAUGGCCACACUGCAUAAUGGACAGAUAUGGUAGUUUGCAUUGGUUAACUAUUGGGGGGAGGGGAGGGGGGACAAUUCAGUUAAGCUAUGUUAGGUAUUGCAAUAGUUGUUAAUGCGUGUGCUUGACAACUUAAAUUUGUAUCACAAUGCUGUGACCCAUAGGAAUAAAGUAACAGUCGUCGGUUUUACACAACCAAAGCUCAGUUUGUAAACUUGCCAAAUGUUACGAUACAAACGCACCUGGGGUAUAUGCAAUAAUAUCCAGUUGUAAUCUUAAAUGUCAAUUUAUAUAACCAAGUGGCUGGUUCAUUUGGUUUAUACAGCCUAUGGCCUUUAUGUUUUGUGGUUAUUUUAUGUUUUUUAUUUUGCAAAAAAAUGAAAAUGUCAAUAAACAUGU
This is a messenger RNA of Pseudophryne corroboree (corroboree frog), 6346 nucleotides long. It is a transcript of the gene RHOBTB1, whose product is annotated as Rho related BTB domain containing 1. The record is from RefSeq and is a predicted model, not a curated record. Gene Ontology annotation, biological process: regulation of actin cytoskeleton organization; cortical cytoskeleton organization; regulation of cell shape. NCBI's taxonomy places the organism in Eukaryota, Metazoa, Chordata, Amphibia, Anura, Myobatrachidae. The transcript has 10 exons. Bases 537 to 2618 code for a protein of 693 amino acids. Gene Ontology annotation, cellular component: cytoplasmic vesicle; cytoskeleton; cell projection. Gene Ontology annotation, molecular function: protein kinase binding; GTPase activity; GTP binding.